AUUGCGCACAUCAUGUGUUCAGGGCGAGGGCAUAGAGUGUAUGUCCUCGUGCAAUACAUGAGCCAAACGUUUCUUUUAUCCGUAUACUUGCCAUAAUAACGCAUGGUUGGAAUUUACGACACAUGAAACGGAUAACUCGGAUAAUGUUAAAAUGUGAUCUUGGAUUUUGCCCUAACUGCUCGGGGGGCAGCGAACAACGCUGAUGACAGGUUUUUUGACAGUGCUCCUUUUUUGCAUUCGUUUAUUGGAGCGCAGGACAAAGAAAAGUGUGCGAUGGAUCUGUCUCUUCUGGGGUUUCCAUUACUAUCAACACCAGUGUCUGAACAUUGAGCUCUGGAAUUGCUUCAUAAUAUUGAGCUGCCUGAGUGCCACCGCACAUUUGCCCAUUGCUGGUGCUGCUGAAACACACGGGAUGACAAUACAUGACGUUAAAGAGCUUCAGUCGGAGUUGAAAAACUUGAAAAGUACCAUAGAAAAAUCAGAUGCCUGUUUGUAUGCUCCUACCAACGAUGACAUCUACAAUGACCACUGCAUCUUUAAGUUCAUGCACUGUUAUUUAUUGGAGUUGGAGGUUGUCCUGUUCGAGGACAUGUCGGUCACAGAUAACUACCAUGACGAAAUAAAAACAUCCAUCUACCAUCGGAAAAAACAUUUGGAAGAACAUGAACGCCAAUAUAACAGUUCUAGAUGCUCACCGUGUGAGGCACAGAGAGUUGCCAACUCCACAAUAUUCCUCUACAACCUGGAGCGCCUUUUGGAGAGAAUAGGGCAAACUGUCAGUUGAAUAUAUUGUAAAUAUGUGUUUAAAUUGUUUUUCAUAAAUAACGUAGCAAACAAUGUCAUGUGUGCGUUAUUCUACCUUUGGUCAUGAUAGUAUGUGAAGAAAUUAGCAGAGUGACAGCUAGUGCUCGUGUCCAAAUGUAUAUUACCUCUCAGUUCAAGUGUAAUUGUAACUAGCCGUUUAUAUUUUUGUAUAUAAUCAAAUAUAACUUUUACAUCUGUACUUUUGUCAUAUUUAUUGAAAUGCCUAUUUGGAGCUUUACAUGUUUUUGUUUCAUCAUCCAUGUCAUAUGCACACUAACUGUCACUAACUGUCACUAAUUGUCACUAACUAGUUUCCCUUGAGUUCUUGUCAGUAUGUCAAAAUUGCACAUCCUGAAUUAAAAUAAAAUCCCAGAAAACAU
This is a messenger RNA of Oncorhynchus mykiss (rainbow trout), 1184 nucleotides long. It is a transcript of the gene il15, whose product is annotated as interleukin 15. Gene Ontology annotation, cellular component: extracellular region. Lineage: Eukaryota; Metazoa; Chordata; Actinopteri; Salmoniformes; Salmonidae. The record is from RefSeq and is marked provisional. Gene Ontology annotation, molecular function: cytokine receptor binding; cytokine activity. Gene Ontology annotation, biological process: positive regulation of tyrosine phosphorylation of STAT protein; positive regulation of immune response; neutrophil activation.